Messenger RNA from Trichoderma aggressivum f. europaeum, 1128 nucleotides. RefSeq lists its product as uncharacterized. Bases 1 to 1128 code for a protein of 375 amino acids. NCBI's taxonomy places the organism in Eukaryota, Fungi, Ascomycota, Sordariomycetes, Hypocreales, Hypocreaceae. The record is from RefSeq and is a predicted model, not a curated record. The transcript has a single exon.
AUGACAAUGCCACAGACACCAGUCCGCAUCAUAGGGGCGGGAAUCGGAGGAUUGAUCCUCGGCCGUUGUCUGCUCAAAUAUGGAAUCCCUGCGGUUCUCUACGAGAAAAUGCCCUCGAAUCUCCUUCACGAUUACGGAAUCACGCUGCAUGCUCCGUCAUAUCUGCCUCUUCUGGACAUCCUAGGCAUGGAAGAAUGUUCCUUCAGGCGUUGCAUAGCGGUAGAUGGAUUGUUGGGCGGAAGCGGCAACAUCGAACCAGAAUCCUUUGUUACUCCUAGGAGAGUGAACUCGACAUCAUUUCGUGCUCAUCGUGGGAAGUUUGAAUACUUACUCCGCAAAGGGCUUGAUAUCCAGUGGGGAAACUCUCUCGAGAGAGUGGAAGAGGCACCUUCGGGGAUGAUUCUCCACAUGCAAAAUGGACAGAAACUGGAGAGCACAUGUAUCGUCGGAGCUGAUGGGCCUCACUCCAAUACCCGAAAGUCACUCUCCCCUAACACGUCGUUCAAUAUUCUUCCUUAUGUUGCCUUCAAUGGCAAGCGACGGGUGGAACGUGAGCUCUACGACAGCCUUUAUGCUCCAGCUUUUAAAGACUCCAACGUUAUAGAAAAGAAACAAGGCGACGUGGUCCUGAAUUUAUCUGUCAACGAGCAGCAAGCAGGUGCCGUGAGCAUUAGUUGGAUAUUCUCACGCCCAGCCAGAGGUUCCAUCGAUCCGCUUCACCGGCCCAAUAGGCCAGUAUCCGAUGCAACGGAUAUACCAAAAGAAUUCUUCGACGAGAUAGAAAGACUCCAUGGAUUGGAUCAGCCUUUCAAGGAUGUGUUUGACUCGGAGAAGCUGAAAACGGAACGGGUUUUGCAUUGGCUCAUGCGGACAGUCUUGGUCAGCCCCCAGGAACUUGGUGCGCUUGCAAACAAGGGCGUCUUCUUUAUGGGUGAUUCGGUGCAUGCAGAGUCUAUUCUAGGCGGCGAGGGAGCAAACAAUGCUAUUAUAGAUGGAAUGGAGCUUGCAAAGUGCAUCUCAACAUUUGGGCAAGGCGGUAUUGUAACAUGGUACGAAUCUCGAUAUCCCGCAUGGAAAGAUGGUAUCAGCCAGAGUGAGGAAGCUAUUGCUCUCAUGCACAGAGAGUAG